AUGGCCACGGUGGACAUUCCCGUGACGCUGCUGGACAAGCUCAAAGCGUUCAGGAUGGGCAAGCGCAAUGCGGGAGCGGCAGCUUUGGUGGUCAAGAUUGACAAGAAAAAGUUGCAGAUGGAGAUGGAGGAAGAGUUUGAUGAUAUUGGGAUUGAAGAGUUGCAAGAAGGUGAGCGAACGAGCGAGCGAGCGAGCGCGGCAGCUUGUUUGUCUGGGUCAGCCUGCCCCGGACUGCAAGCACUUGUUCGAAGGCUUGGAUCAAGCGCGCAAAGCUGUGCUCGAGCGAAUAGACAGCAUCCUCGACGUGCUUCGACGUGGGCAUGGGCCUCGUUGAGUAGAGAGAGGUGCGCUCAAGAUGCACUGACUUGCUGCGACAGUCGCUCGAGACGAGCCUUGCGACCUUGCCAAUCCGGCAUGACACUGGAUUGACUGCAGGGCCACCUAGCUGACUCAGUCCACCAACCGCAUCAUCGCCUCAGAGCUUCCAGAGAACUCGCCUCGCUUUAUCGUGCUCUCCUACGAGCUCAAACAUCGGGAUGGGCGAACCUCAUAUGUGAGUGCUCGAUGGGACACGUGACGUACACAGCCUUCAAUGUUGGCUCUGCUCUUACACCUCGAUCCUUCGAACUGAACCUUUGCCACAGCCUCUGAUCAUCCUGUAGUAAGUUUUGCAUGUGCGGGCUCAGCUCACUGCCCCUCUCGCUCUGACGCAAACACUGCGCUACCGUCGCGUCGUCUCACAGUUGGGCCCCACCUACCUCUUCGACUGAAUUAUCGACCUUGUACGCUUCCGCCAUUUCACUCUUCAGCGUCAAAGCGGACAUUGCCAAGGUCGUGGAGCUGAGGGAAGGGACGCUUGAUAGAGAGGAGAUUGACAAGAAGCUUGGUGCAUGA
Messenger RNA from Ceraceosorus bombacis, 894 nucleotides. The record is from the annotation of a GenBank genome assembly. NCBI's taxonomy places the organism in Eukaryota, Fungi, Basidiomycota, Exobasidiomycetes, Ceraceosorales, Ceraceosoraceae.